GCGGAGCAUAAUAUCGCCAUCUCCCUUAUCCCGUCGCUCCUCUCGAGCAAAUUAUCAAACAGCUUGUCUUCACCGAGGAGGAGCGAAUGGCUCUCCUUCCCAGCGCCCACAUCGCGGAGCUCCCUUCACACAGCUCCUUCCCUCUUUGCUCCCGCCCGCUCUCUCUCUCCCUCUGGCUUCCCCGCUGCCGAUUCCACCGCUUCCGCUUCUCCGCAGCUUCGUCGUCCUCCGUCCGCCUCGCUGAGCGCGGGGGCGGUGAUUCCGAUGCACGGAGCUCCUCCGGAAACCCAAGGCUACCGUGGGAAGACAACGACGAGGAUGGCAGGCUACCCAGUGGUAGCACGAAUCCCCCUUUCCGCUCCGCUCCCUGGUUGCAGCAGUGGGAUCCUCCUGAGUCGUCUACAUCCCAGGCUCCUGCAAAGAGGAAGCCGAAAGAGCCCGACGUUGGCCGAGGCGGCUCCAUUGAGAGGAUCGUGUAUCGGCUGCGUAACCUCGAACUCAGUUGCGAGGAAGUAGAGGGCGUGGACGGAGACAGCAAAGAGACGCCUUUGAGCGGAAAAGAGAGGUUGGGUGAGCUUCUAGAGCGCACCUGGAGCCGUCCGCACACGUGCCAAAUGGUGGAUCGAAUUCUUCUGCCGUGGGAGAGGGAAGACGACAGAGGGUUUGUGGAGGAAGAGGUUACGAAGGGAGAAAAACGAAAGAGACUGAGGGCGCCAACUUUAGCAGAGCUCACCAUAGAGGAUUCUGAGCUGCGGAGGCUCAGGCGGCUGGGAAUCAUGCUGAGAGAAAGAAUCACUGUGCCGAAAGCUGGUGUCACGCAGGCCAUUACUGAGAAGAUUCAUGAUGCAUGGAGGAAGUCGGAGAUAGUUCGGUUAAAGUUUCACGAGGAUUUGGUCCAUGAUAUGAAGACAGCUCAUGAGCUUGUUGAGAGUAGGACUGGAGGAUUGGUUAUUUGGAGAUCUGGUAGUGUUAUGGUGGUCUAUCGGGGUAGCAACUAUAAACGUCCUUCUAGAACUCAAUUGCCAGAUGUGCAAAACAAUCAGACAUUAGUAUCAAAUGAAACUGAGUCAUUAUUUAUUCCAGAUGUUUCAGAAACCACCACAUUGGUCGAGAAUGUUGAUCAUUCUGUAACCUCAAAACCUGUAACUUCAAGUUCAUUUGAUUUAAACCUUAAGCAUGAAAAAAAUCUGGCAGAAGAGGAAGUGGAGUUUAACCACUUGCUUGAUGGGUUAGGUCCUCGGUUUGUUGAUUGGUGGGGAACUGGGAUUUUACCUGUAGAUGCUGAUUUAUUACCUCAAAAUAUUCCUGGUUUUAGAACACCUUUUAGACUUCUGCCUUCUGGUAUGCGAGCACGCCUUACCAAUUCAGAGAUGACCAACUUGAGAAAGCUAGCGAAGAGACUUCCUUGUCAUUUCGCCCUUGGGAGAAACAGACACCAUCAUGGUUUGGCAGAUGCUAUUCUGAAGAUUUGGGAAAAAAGUUUAGUUGUGAAAAUUGCAGUGAAAAGGGGAGUUCAAAAUACCAACAAUAAACUAAUGGCUGAAGAGCUGAAGGCUUUGAUUGGAGGAACCUUGCUUCUUCGAAACAAGUAUUACAUUGUUAUUUAUCGUGGGAAGGAUUUUAUUCCGGCUUCUGUAGCCACUGCUUUGGCUGAAAGGGAGGAACUGACAAAGGAAAUCCAAGAUGCAGAGGAGCAACUGCGGAAAAGAACGAUUGGAGAACCUAGUGUAAACGCACCUGAGGGGGAUGCACCUGUUGGUACUUUAGCUGAGUUUCUCGAGGCUCAAGCACGGUGGGGAAGACAAAUAUCCACUGAAGAGCGUGAUGCAAUGAAAGAAGAAGCUUCAAGAUAUAAAACAACCAAGCUUUUUAAAAGGGUUGAACAUAAACUAUCCAUUGCUCAAGCAAAGAAGGCAAGAGCUGAGCAAUUGCUUACUAAGAUUGAAGCAUCAAUGGUUCCUGUCAAUCCAUGUGAGGACCAGGAAACAAUCACUGAUGAAGAAAGAUCUGUGUUUCGCAGAAUCGGUUUGCGAAUGAAGGCAUACUUGCCACUUGGAAUCCGUGGUGUUUUUGAUGGUGUGAUCGAGAAUAUGCACUUGCAUUGGAAGCAUAGGGAAUUGGUUAAGCUAAUUUCUAAGCAGAAAACCUUAGCUUUUGUUGAGAGCACAGCAAGACUCCUCGAAUACGAGAGUGGUGGUAUUUUAGUUGCAAUUGAGCCUGUCCCCAAAGGUUAUGCACUUAUUUAUUAUCGUGGGAAGAAUUAUCAACGACCUAUUAGCUUGCGCCCUAGAAAUCUUUUAACAAAGGCAAAAGCAUUGAAGCGUGCAAUAGCAAUACAACGCCAUGAGGCCCUUAGCCAACAUAUAGUCGAGCUUGAGAAAAACAUAGAAGUAAUGAAGGAGGAACUGGUAUGUGCCAAUGGAAUCUCUGAAAAUGAGGAAAUAGCUGCUACUGGCACAAAUACAAUGCAGUCCGACGAUGAGUCGUCAUUUCAGAUGGAAGAUGAAGAUGCUUCUCUUGAUUCUGAUGAUGAAGAAGACGUCAGUGAUUUCUAUGAUUCUGAAGACGAGGAGGAUGAAGCUUCAAGAGAUUGAAGUGUCUUCGAGUAAUACUCAAUCAAGAUAUUAAAUGUCAUCCUGAAGGUGUUGUUGGAGCCUUCUUGAAGGUUAAGGGAAUCUUUAAACAAAGCUACUGUAUGCAUUGCGGAAGCAGCUGCUAAUCUCCAAGAUUGGCCACCAAAGGAACCUAUGCAAUAGCUCAUCAAGUCUGUAAAUUGUAAAUCCAUCUGCAGUAAAUUUGUUCUUCAUUUUUGUACUUUCCUCUGAUGAUUUGAGGUCUGUUUUUAUACUUAUUUUGUCGCUGGUACUAGUCAUCGCUGUCCUAGUUCCCCCUUAAUUGGGUUCUUAUUCACCAACAUGUGACAAUUUUAAUUGACAACUUAUUGAGGUCUGAUAAUUUUUUUGGGUGAA
Zingiber officinale is the source of this 2969-nucleotide messenger RNA. Its product is annotated as CRM-domain containing factor CFM3, chloroplastic/mitochondrial-like. The record is from RefSeq and is a predicted model, not a curated record. Gene Ontology annotation, molecular function: mRNA binding. The transcript has 9 exons. Gene Ontology annotation, biological process: RNA splicing, via transesterification reactions. NCBI's taxonomy places the organism in Eukaryota, Viridiplantae, Streptophyta, Magnoliopsida, Zingiberales, Zingiberaceae. Bases 87 to 2594 code for a protein of 835 amino acids.